AAGUGAAAGACCGAAAGCUGCUUGGGAACCAAAAAAGCUUCCGCCCAAGUCAAUCCUCGAACCUUCUUUAUCAAGAUUUAAUCCACUCAAUAAUUUACAUCGCUACUCCCCUUCGAAUGCUCGUAGAACCUUCCUAUAAUAUAAUACGAAACGGAAAUUGAUGCCAUUUCCCCUUCCUAUAGCUUCGCUUUGUCCUGUCCGACUACUCGCCCUCAUUCCAACAACAAAAACAACUGAAUCCCGACCCUACAAUUUACCACCAUCACUAGUCCUACGGGACUGAACAUCGAGAAAUGGGUGGUGUCUGCUCUUCUUGCUGCGGAGGUAUGCAUCGUAGAUUAUAUCUUUGGAGUCAUCUACUUAUCUACAGACUGUGCAGGUAAAUCCCGAGAUGGCUUAUAUGAGCCAGUGCUUGCAGAAAGCGAAAGAGAAGCGGUGGCAGACCUUCUACAAUACCUCGAGAACGUAAGGAAUGCAUAUGAUGAUAAUGUAUUUGAUGUCUAACGAUGCUCUCAGCGCGGCGAGACCGACUUUUUCUCCGGCGAACCUCUACGAGCUUUAAGUACCUUGGUAUUUUCUGAUAAUGUCGAUCUUCAGCGAAGUGCUAGUUUAACAUUUGCUGAGAUAACCGAACGAGGUACGUCGUUUUAUACACCUGGAUGGAUGUAAAUACGCAAUGUCCGACUCGAGAAGGGAGUGCAUGGCUCGUAUCGAUGAUGGACCGCCUCGCAUACAAGUUCCCCGAUGACAGAGUUCAGGGCAGAGAGCAUUAGAAUAUUUGUAUUGCAGGGGUGUAAGUACUGACACCUUUCAGAUGUCCGUGAAGUAGAUAGAGAUACCCUCGAGCCGAUACUCUUCCUCCUGCAAAGUCCAGAUAUCGAGGUGCAACGAGCGGCUAGCGCAGCUCUUGGGAAUCUCGCAGUCAACAGUGAGUUAUGCUUUCCCUGCUGUAUGCACUAAUCUGACACACGACGCAGCGGAAAACAAAGUAGCAAUCGUACUUCUUGGAGGCCUUACACCUCUCAUCCGACAGAUGAUGUCUCCAAAUGUUGAGGUGCAAUGCAACGCUGUUGGUUGUAUUACCAAUUUAGCAACACACGAGGAUAAUAAGGCCAAGAUCGCACGAUCAGGGGCAUUAGGGCCUCUCACUCGUCUAGCAAAAUCUAAGGAUAUGCGUGUGCAGAGAAAUGCUACUGGUGCAUUAUUGAACAUGACCCAUUCCGGUAAGGAACAACCUUGUCGAGAUAAUAUUUCCAGACACUGACAAUAUUCAGAUGAGAAUCGCCAGCAGCUAGUUAAUGCUGGUGCCAUACCGGUUCUAGUACAGCUCCUCUCUUCUUCAGAUGUAGAUGUACAAUACUACUGCACAACAGCUUUGAGUAAUAUCGCCGUUGAUGCUAAUAACCGCAAAAAACUCGCCCUGAACGAGAACAGACUCAUACAGUCUCUUGUGAACCUCAUGGAUUCAUCAUCACCUAAAGUUCAAUGUCAAGCAGCUCUAGCUCUACGAAAUUUAGCUUCCGACGAGAAGUACCAACUGGAAAUUGUGCGCGCUCGCGGUUUAGCUCCAUUAUUACGACUUUUACAAUCCUCAUAUCUACCAUUAAUACUUUCAGCUGUCGCUUGCAUACGCAACAUAUCGAUACAUCCAUUGAACGAGUCCCCAAUUAUUGAUGCUGGGUUCCUUAAACCAUUGGUCGAUUUACUAGGUUCCACCGACAAUGAAGAAAUUCAGUGCCACGCCAUUUCGACACUUCGUAACCUUGCUGCUAGUUCUGAUCGAAACAAGGAGCUUGUUUUACAAGCCGGAGCUGUUCAAAAAUGCAAACAACUUGUUCUGGAUGUGGCCCUUAGUGUUCAAUCCGAAAUGACUGCUGCAAUCGCUGUAUUGGCAUUAAGUGACGAUCUCAAGACCCAACUUCUCAACCUAGGGGUGUUCGAUGUCCUCAUUCCAUUAACAGAUUCCGCGAGUAUCGAAGUUCAAGGUAACAGUGCUGCGGCGCUUGGUAACUUGUCUUCCAAAGGUAAGUUUAAUAAUGGGUUCAUGCUUUACGACUUGGAAUGCUAAUCAAUUGCAGUCGGCGAUUACUCUAUCUUCAUUUCAGCCUGGACAGAACCACACGGAGGCAUUCACGGUUACUUAAAGCGCUUCCUUGCUAGCGGAGAUCCAACCUUCCAACACAUUGCAAUCUGGACAUUAUUACAACUAUUAGAAUCCGAGGAUAAGAAGUUGAUAGCUUUGAUUGGGAAAUCGGAAGAGAUUGUACAAAUGAUCAAGACUAUUUCCGACAAACAAAUUGAAUCUGACGACGAAGGUGAAGAGGAUGGUGAAGGAGAAGUUGUUCAACUUGCUCAAAGAUCAUUACAACUACUCGGACAGAGUGGAAAGUCAUCCCAUAUCGAAGGUUGAGCCAUUACAUGGGAAAAGAUUUCUUUGUUAUUUGCAUCUAGCUAUGGGAAGGGCACGGUGUUAGGAGUAUAAUCAAAGGCAUAAUAGUUUGUAGCGAGCAUUGGCAGAGCGGGGGGCGCUGCACAACUUUAUUUCUGUUUUUCAUGACAAACCUUCAGAGGUUCCUGUUACUACGGUAUAUCUUUUCACGACGUCUCCCUUCAAUAACUUAUUACAGCUCAUAUGGAACUUUAGUUGUUAUUCAUGUAAUUAGAUAGGACGUUAUGAUAUCCAAUUUCAAUAAUUGCUAGGAAUAUCAGGAAUUCUC
Sclerotinia trifoliorum is the source of this 2717-nucleotide messenger RNA. NCBI's taxonomy places the organism in Eukaryota, Fungi, Ascomycota, Leotiomycetes, Helotiales, Sclerotiniaceae. The record is from the annotation of a GenBank genome assembly.